AUGAGCUUAGACAUACAUGUCAGUGUUAUUUCAGCAUCUGAAUGUCCAAGAUUUUAUUGCUUGUCGCCGAAGAGGAAAAGGGAAAACACAGAAACAAGUAAAACAAGGAAGCUGGCUUUGAUUUAUGUUAUUCGCAAAAAGGGCCUUUCCCAUUCGCGGGUGCCACUCACAGGCGCUCCAAGUCCAGCAGGGCGGGGUGGUGCCCGUUUUCAGAAGGACUCGCAGUGCGCCAGGGACACUGUGUUGGAAGCUCUGGAUCAGGCUAGGACUAAGAAUGGCUGCUCUGAAGCAUGCCCUUUGAUGGCUUGGGAACAGCCAGACCAAGGCCAUCAUUCAGUCACCCUAUCUGGAGGAAAGUCGGAGGCAGUUGACACAGGAGGGGCAGGUAGUUAUCUGACUGAGAGGAAGAGAAACUUCAAGCCAAGAGUCGCCCAGAAUUUGCAGCCAGUCCUCCUGGAAACCAUGCGUUGUCCUGAGAACCAUGGAAAUGGCUUCUCAGACCUGAACAUUGAGGACUCCUGGUGUAAAGUUCUAGACUCCAACCUUGGUUCUUGUUCAGAGACCCCCCAGGAGGACGUACAGAGGCAGACCAAGGACCACGGAAGGCGAGUCCAGAGCCCUGGUCCUGCCUCACAAAUUGUUAAGGCUUCAUUCCAGGUUUUUCUGGAGGAGAAACAACUGACCACACUUCCAGAGGAAGUCAGGGGUCAGUCGUCAGGCUCACUUCUGUUUGUCCCCGAAAGGUGUAAAACUUUGAAGGAAAUGGAUUUAAUUAGAACCUCUGAGUCAGACUGUUACUGCUACAAUCAAAAUUCCCAGAUGGAUUGGAGGUAUACAUGGUCAACUAUGCAGGUGAAAAUUACCAGUCCAGGUCUGCUCAGUAUUGUAUAUAUCACUGAAAGACAUAAUUGCCAGUAUCCAGAAACCAUGCUAUCUUAUAUCAAAUGCGUGAUUCAUAACUUUUGGACACCAAAGGAGUCUAAUGAAAUAACCAUCGUCAUCAAUCCACAUGGGGACACUAUGUGCUUCUCUGUAGAGCCCAUCGGGAAGAUACUUACUUACACCAUAAGUGUGAAGCGAAACCUCAUGGAUUUCAAACUCUUCCUUGUGUUUGUGGCAGGCGUCUUCCUUUUCUUUUAUGCAGAGACCUUGAGUCAAAGCCCUAUUUUCUAUUACUCUUCGGGGACCAUGCUAGGUGUUCUAAUGACAUUAGUCUUUGUCCUGCUGUUGGUGAAAAGGCACAUUCCAAAGUAUAGCACCUUUGGGGCUCUAAUGAUUGGUUGUUGGUUUGCUUCAGUUUAUGUUGUUUGCCAGUUGAUGGAAGAUCUGAAGUGCCUUUGGUGUGAGAACAGAAUAUAUGUAUUAGGCUAUGUCUUGAUAGUUGGAUUUUUCAGCUUUGCUGUGUGUUACAAACACGGGCCCCUUGAGGACGACAGGAGCAGGCGUCUCCUGACAUGGACGCUGCGGCUGCUCUCCCUGGUCCUAGUCUAUGCUGGUGUGGCUGUGCCUCAGCUUGCCCUUGCAGCCGUGAUCCUCCUCCCAUCCUCCCGGAGUCUACGUUACGUGCUGAAAGCACUUAGUUAUCUGAGGUGGGACAAGCGGAAAAUGAAGCCAUGGUUGACCUCAGAGAAGCUGGUGGUCAAGCAUCUCUCAGAAGACGAGUACAGGGAGCAAGCCGACGCCGAGACGUCCCGUGCGCUGGAGGGGUUGCGCUGUGCCUGCCGCAGGCCCGACUUCCCAUCCUGGCUGGCCGUGUCCAGGCUCCAGACCCCUGGAAAAUUUGCAGACUUUGUUCUUGGAGGAAGCCACUUGUCGCCGGAAGAGAUCCGUCUGCAUGAAGAGCAGUAUGGCCUUGGGGGCACCUUCUUGGAGGAGCAGCUCUUCAACCCGCGGGCUGCCGGGCACUCCUCUGCGGGUUGACUCCAUCCAGGACAAGAAGUGGACAAAGGACGGGGGUCCUACGAACAGCGGGCAGGACUGUCCUGAUGAACAGCAGCAAAAGCUGUGGGGAAAAUCGUUCAUUCUGGAAAGGAAAACUAACCUGUACUGAAGAUAACUUACUCUCAGUGGGUUCUGCUGCUCGUUGUGCAGGAGAUGCGUGCGAGAUCCUGUGACAGUCCUGGCCACUUUCCAUGAAUGAAGACUUCGAUUAGGAAGAAGGGACGCAUGCUGUUCUUCACGGGCCAGUAAGCAUGAGCCGGCACCUGGUCAAUACCUGGGCCUGAAAUCCCUUGUGCCUGUGUUGGGAGACUGUAUUACUCUUCCUGUAUUUCAUCCACGGAAAUGCUAGAAGAUACCCGAGAGAUGCAGAGCUAGUGUUUUCUAAAGUAUAGGUCCCAGGAUACUAAUAAGUGCCAGUCAGUAAAGGUAUCCUGAGGUCAACUAAUGUAUUUUCAGGACUUCUCAGAGCUUUUACUGAUGCUAAUGUACAUUGUCAAACAAAUGCACUUUCCGGACUUCUCAGAGCCUUUACUGAUGCUAAUGUACCACUGUGAAUCUCCUAGAAGGGAGAAUUUGACCACAGAGCCCUUUUUCAUGAGAUUAGCCUUCCUUGGAACACAUGUUUGGAAGAUGCUAAUGGUGGUAGAAUUGAGGUUUGAGGAAGUUAAAUAACCACAAAGCUGUGCGGAGGCAGCACUGAUAGAACUUGAGCCCUGGAGUGUCUUGUGACCCAGGUAGAAGAGAACUUUAGGUGUGAACCAAGGAGCCAUCGGUCUCACAAUAUUGGGGACUUCAUGUUUUAUUUCUUUUUAAUGGCCAACUGGCUAUUUAGUAGCUGUGAUAAAGAGAAACAUUUCCGGAGAUUAUAUUUUAACAUUUUGAUAAGGUUUUUAUAUGCAUACAUAAGGAUUAAAAAUUAGAAUCACUUUCUAUAACUUUUUUGUACUUUGAAGUUGAAUGCAUUAGAUUCUUGUGACAUUUUGAGUUAAAUGUUCCAUUUUUAAAAAUUGUUUAGCUAUAUAUGUUUGUAACAAUUUUCCACAAAACAAAUCUGUGAUUUUUUAACAGAGCAAAUCUUUUCUUGAUACAUGAUAUUAAACUACAGAGUGAAAUGAGGGACUUACUAUAAAUUUUGACCCUGAGUCAAGGGGGCCGAAACACAGAUCUGAGAAAAGAGAGGGGCAUGGUAAAACAAUCUUAAGGGCUAAGAUGUCGCUAAAUUGGUUUUUUAUUUUUAUUUUGAGAUUCAAACUCAGGCUUUUAUGCUGUGAUAGAAUCAUAAAGAAGAAGGAAUACCCUCUUCCCAGGAGAAUGGUUACAGGGCAGGACACGUGGAGAACUUGGACACUGUCACUCUCCUAAGCCAAGUUUAGUCAUUUUUCUAAGUGGUGAGGUAAGAGCAUGGCUGCUACCCAUGUGGAACUUUCUAGGUUGUCUUUCAAAUGCCAUUUCCUCUUUGAAGCAGUAUCUUAGUGUUUACAGGUCUGUUUUUGCCAGACAUCUCUUGAUAUUGGGAGCUUUGCUUUUUUUAUAAAAUCCACUCAGUUCAAUCUGUGCCUUAAUAUAGACUGAUUUUUUUUAAAAAAAUCUUCCAUUCAGAUUUAUGGUAACCAUUUUACAAGUGUAAACAGAAGUUCUAACAUUUUGUUACGGUCUAAUCUGAUUUUCAUGUUUUUAUAAUGAUAUUUAUUGGUGAUGUAUUUCAAAUGCAUCAGCUGUAUCAAUGCUUGUGCUCACCAAAUUCAUCUCCCAGGAGGCGGUUUAUGUAGCAGAGUGUGUGUGUGCAUAGCACAGGAACAGACCACUGGAGCUGCCAGAGACAUCCCAGCCAGGAUAGCCACUGGGCUUCACCUGAGCUGGGGUGAGGAGAUGCUGCCCAGGGAAGGAGGCAGCUCUUGCGGACCCACUAGCUGGGUGUCACCAUCACAGUAAAGACAGCUAGAGUGAGAAAAAUAAUAGCUUCCAGGAUAUUGCUUUUCAUGUUUAUUUUUAGAGGAAAUCAUGGGUUUGUCAGUUUCUGUUAUGUGAGUACUGUGGGAAGCUAAACAAUUAAAAGCAUUACUUGUGACAUUU
Molecule: messenger RNA, 4014 nt
Organism: Carlito syrichta (Philippine tarsier)
Lineage: Eukaryota; Metazoa; Chordata; Mammalia; Primates; Tarsiidae
Gene: NEMP2
Product: nuclear envelope integral membrane protein 2
Exons: 13
Coding region: 1-1920 (639 amino acids)
Cellular component (GO): nuclear envelope
Source: RefSeq, a predicted model, not a curated record